This is a messenger RNA of Mercenaria mercenaria, 1814 nucleotides long. RefSeq lists its product as uncharacterized. The record is from RefSeq and is a predicted model, not a curated record. Lineage: Eukaryota; Metazoa; Mollusca; Bivalvia; Venerida; Veneridae. Gene Ontology annotation, biological process: mitotic cell cycle; centriole replication. Gene Ontology annotation, molecular function: calcium ion binding. Gene Ontology annotation, cellular component: centrosome; centriole. The transcript has 5 exons. Bases 75 to 749 code for a protein of 224 amino acids.
UCUAACAACAAAAGAGCGUCAAAAUGGCGGCUAAUUGUUUUUGUUGACCAGGUGUUUUCAAUUAAGAAAAAAUUAUGCCGAAAAAGAAAGGUUCAAAAGGGAAAAAGGGCAAGAAAGGCAAAAAGAAAUCAGGGAAGAAAUCUACUGAUUCGUCCCCGGGUCCUGUAGAUCCAAUGGCACCGUCCUAUGUUCCUCCACCACCGAAACCAGGAGAGCAAUUGGUGAAACUUCUUACGUCACAUCCUGUAGAUGAAAAAGAAAUACAUGGUGUGAAGGUUUCUACAAGAAUACUCGACAAUCUUACUCCUCAAGAGAUAAGAGAUCUUAGAGUUGUGUUUGAACUCUUUGACUUGAAUAAUGAUGGAUAUUUGGCUCCACCAGAAUUAAGACGUGCAAUGAAAGCUCUGGGAUUUAAAGUGUCAAGGGAAGAGGCCAAACAACUAGCAACUGAUGGAAGUUUAAAAGGCCUUGGGAUGUUGGAUUUCAAUGAGUACCUGGAGACAGUGAUUGACCGACAAGGAGAUUCCAGGGAUAUGUAUGAUGAGAUUUUAAAAGGAUUUUCGAUGUUUGAUCACAUGAAGAAAGGGUCUAUAACGUAUGAUGACCUGCAGAAGUCCUGCGAAGAGGCCGGGAUACGGUUCACGGAGCGCGAGCUGGAGGAAAUGAUGGAAGAAGCCGACAUAAACGGUGAUGGACAUGUUGACCAAUCAGAAUUUAUCAGAAUCAUGUUACAAACUAAUCUAUUUUGAAAACAAUGUGAUAAUGAAAUAUAACACUUACAGUAUUUGAAAAAUCCUUGACUCAGCAGCUUGUUCUCUCCGGAAAUUAUUAUAACUAGUUUUCCGCUUGUAAUCCUGAAAUUCUUGCUCAACAAUUUAUGCUUUCCCUCUUUAUCGUUGAGGCAAUGCUUACUGUUUUCUCUCUUACUUCGUAGUGAAAUAAUUUCAAUGAAGAUAGAAGAACGUUUAAAAGUGUUCAGAGUAUUGAGAAAUGUUAAAUAUUCUUGAAUAAAAAUGUCAUUUAAAUGCUAUCUCGAGGUGAAAACACUGUUGAAAGAAAAACUGAAUAUUUGCCACAGUAUUCAAAUGUCAUAUUAAUAUAUAUCAUAGAAGGCAGUGCAGAAUUUAGAACCCUCUUUUUGAGAUUCUUAAAUGCAUCGUGAUAAUGAAAAAGACUAUUUCGUCAUCGGGCGAUGCAAAAAAUUCCUGUAUUGCUCCUAGUAAAACGCAUGAGCAAGAAAUAACAUAAUUUGGCUGAUUUAUUCUAUCAAAGGUUGCAAUAAUUAUAAAGAUAAAAAAAGUAAGAUUUUUUUGACCGGUUCAUACUGUUUUUUUUUUUUGUCCGACAAUAAGGUGAAUAUGUCACAAAGAUAAUUGAGCCGUGCCAUGAGAAAACCAACAUAGUGGCUUAGCGACCAGCAUGGAUCCAGACCAGCCAGCGCAUCUGCGAAGUCUGGUCAGGAUCCAUGCUGUUCGCUUUCAAAGUCUAUUGUAAUUAGAGAAACUGUUAGUAAACAGCAUGGAUCCUGACCAGACUGAACGGAUGCGCAGGAUGGGCUGGAUCCAUGCUGGUCGCAAAGCCACUUUGUUGACUUUCUCAUGUCGCGGCUCAAUUAUUAGAUUUUAAGUGUUACCAUCUGGUAUAAAUCUGAAAUUUAUACCGAUUUUUUAUGUACUUUUAUUUUGAAUAUUUUUGUUGUCCUUUAUUUUUAUAAUGAAUUUAUUAUAGAUUUAUUCAGUAUUGUUAUUUUUAUGAAUGUUUAAUUUUUAUGACUAUACAUUCAGAUGUAACAAUAAAACUUACUUUCUGACAAA